UGCCUGGCAUCAAAGCAAAUGGGUACACAACUGUAAUACGAAGGCUGGUUCUCUGGGUUUUAUUGUUCAACACCAUGCUGGUGCUGUACUGCUUUACAAACCCGACCCAAGUGAAGAACAGGGACUCCCAAGAAGAUACGUGUCCUCUACGCAUGGCAAAGUUAUUAAACAAAAGUGUGAUUGUUCCUUCUGAAAGCACAAAAUCCAAGUCAGUACAGUGCUCCCCUGCAGUGAACAUCAUGUUCAUGAAGACCCAUAAAACUGCUAGUAGCACCCUACUCAACAUCCUCUUCAGAUUUGGAGAAAAGCGCAAGCUUAAAUUUGCCUUCCCUGUUGGACGCAAUGACUUCUUCUAUCCAUCACCCUUCUUGUGCUCCCAUGUGAAGGACUACAGGCCUGGACAGUGUUUCAAUAUUGUUUGUAAUCACAUGCGCUUUGACCACCAAGAAGUGGCCAAGCUCCUGCCUCCAGAUGCCAUGUACAUUACCAUCUUACGUGAACCAGUGGAUCUCUUUGAGUCGGCCUUUCAUUAUUAUCAUAGAAUAGUUCCAUUCACAUGGAGGAUCAGAGGAGAGAACAAAUUGACAGAGUUUCUAAAAACUCCUGAGACCUUCUACAGCCCACAUUCAUACAAUUCAUUCUAUCUUAAAAACCUGCUCUUCUUUGACUUUGGUUUUGACAACAACCUCAAGGCUGAUGAUCCUUAUGUAAUAAGGCAUAUUGAUAACUUAUCAAAACGUUUUGAUCUGGUCCUCAUAGCAGAAUAUUUUGAGGAGUCUCUUAUCCUGCUUAGGGACACACUGUGCUGGACCAUGGAGGACAUUAUGUAUUUCAAACUAAAUGCUCGCAAGAGCUCAUCUGUAUCUCCACUGACCCCUGAAAUGAGAGCCAAAGCUAUAGAGUGGAAUGGGGCUGACUGGAAACUCUAUCAGCACUUUAAUGCUACCUUCUGGGCCAGAAUAGAGGCAUAUGGGAGAGAAAGAAUGGAACAGGAGGUAAACAAGCUGAGGAGAAGAAAUGCAGAGAUGAAGUCCAUCUGUAUUGAGGGUAGAGAUGCUGUUGAAGCUCAAAAGAUUCAGGACCGACGUUUCCUACCCUGGCAGCCAGUCGGAGACUCUUCCAUCCUCGGAUACAAUUUGAAAAAAGAUAUUAAUCCCAAAUUCAGGACAAUUUGUGAAAAAAUGCUCACGCCAGAAAUACAGUACCUAUCAGACUUGGGUGUAAGCCUGUGGCUUACUAGACUAUGGGGCUUGUUAAAGGAUGCUAUAUUUAUACUCUGACAAGGACUAGCACAUUUAGUUUUGAUGUUUUUCUCCUAUUUUGUAUAUUUUCUUGUGAAGUGCAUCCACAGUGUCAAUUCAAAUUUGUCACCUGGAAUCUAAAUUCCCCUAUGGAUGCAUUCAUACCCCUCCCAGUUAGGUCUACAGAUGGGUCACAGUUACUUCUGAAACCCUCAUUCCUUAUGUUGGUCCCAUGCUGCAUCUCAUCCUUUGCUGUAGCUUUCAAAAUGGUGCAAAGCAGUGCUAAAGUCAAGUGUUUACACUCUUUUUAAAAUGGGUUCAGGUUUAAAGUGUGAACAGCAGUUCUCCUCUCUGUUGUUAUACCUAACUCAGUAAUACAUAUGAGCUUUAGUUCUUGUGUUGGAAUUUAUAUAUUCCAUGUUGUAUAAAUAUUGGAUUGA
This is a messenger RNA of Monopterus albus (swamp eel), 1681 nucleotides long. RefSeq names its product galactose-3-O-sulfotransferase 1b (gene gal3st1b). Lineage: Eukaryota; Metazoa; Chordata; Actinopteri; Synbranchiformes; Synbranchidae. Gene Ontology annotation, cellular component: membrane. Bases 75 to 1280 code for a protein of 401 amino acids. The record is from RefSeq and is a predicted model, not a curated record. Gene Ontology annotation, molecular function: galactosylceramide sulfotransferase activity. Gene Ontology annotation, biological process: galactosylceramide biosynthetic process; myelination. The transcript is spliced from 2 exons.